Rhinichthys klamathensis goyatoka is the source of this 1813-nucleotide messenger RNA. RefSeq lists its product as uncharacterized. Gene Ontology annotation, biological process: DNA integration. Bases 34 to 1158 code for a protein of 374 amino acids. Gene Ontology annotation, molecular function: nucleic acid binding. NCBI's taxonomy places the organism in Eukaryota, Metazoa, Chordata, Actinopteri, Cypriniformes, Leuciscidae. The record is from RefSeq and is a predicted model, not a curated record. The transcript is spliced from 2 exons.
CACAUUGCAAGAUCUUUCAAGUCCCCUAACAUCAUGGACAAGUGUAGGGGAUGGCAUACAUGUGAGCUGCCUCGCUCUCCGGAUGAGCUUUCCCAGGCCAGAGAAGUCAUCAUUAGAGCCGUUCAGAGGAAAGCAUUUGGAAAGGAAUUUGAAGCUCUAGAAAGAGACAAGCCAAUUCCUCUAAACAGUUGUCUACGUCGUCUCAACCCUAUCUUGCAGAAUGACCUCAUCUGCAUUGGUGGCCGUCUGAAAAACGCAAACGUAGAGAUUAAACAAAAGAACCCUGUAAUUCUCCCAAAAGACAACCAUGUUUCCUUACUGUUCAUCAGACACCAUCAUACCCAAGUAAAACAUCAGGGUCGCCAUUUAACAGAAGGCGCUGUGAGAGCUGCAGGACUUUGGAUCUUGGGAGGUAAAAGGCUCAUUAACUCAACUCUUCACAAAUGCGUGACCUGUCGUAGACUCAGAGGUCGGAUGCAGGAGCAACUAAUGGCGGAUUUACCACCUGAGCGUCUCAAGGCCUGCCCUCCCUUCACGUAUGUAGGGCUAGAUGUCUUCGGACCAUGGCACAUCACUACCAGACGUACAAGAGGAGUUCAGCCUGAGAGCAAACGUUGGGCCAUAUUAUUCUGUUGUAUGAGCUCCAGGGCGGUUCACAUUGAGGUGAUUGCCUCAAUGGACACCUCAAGCUGUGUCAAUGCCUUAAGGCGUUUCUUUGCCAUAAGAGGACCAGCCAAACAACUGAGGUCAGAUUGUGGCACAAAUUUCAUUGGGGCCUGCAGAGAACUCGGGAUGAGCGCAGAACAACCAGACACCACUGUGCAGAGGUACCUAAACCAACAAGGAUGCUCUUGGGUGUUUAACCCACCUCAUGCUUCGCACAUGGGUGGUGCAUGGGAACGCCUCAUUGGAGUGGCUCGAAGGAUCCUGGAGUCAAUGCUUCUUGAACAUGGCACUCGCCUGACUCAUGAAGUCUUGUGCACUCUAAUGGCAGAGGUGGCAGCAAUUAUGAAUGCAAGGCCUCUGGUUCCAGUUUCAAAUGAUCCAGAAGAUCCAUUCAUUCUCACACCAUCUAUGCUGUUAACUCAGAAAGUCGGCACUCCACCUCCUCCAGGAGACUUUACGGACAGAGACCUCCUAACCAAGCAGUGGAGAUAAGUACAAGCCUUGUCCAACAUGUUCUGGCGCCGUUGGAGACAAGUGUACUUGUCAACCUUACAAGGCCGGAAGAAAUGGACCAAAUCUCACCAAAAUCUGCAAGAAGGAGAUGUCGUCCUCCUCAAGGACAACCAAGUUGUCCGCAACAGCUGGCCUAUGGCGAUAGUCACAAAGGCUAUUCCUGGAAAAAUUCCGGGAAAGUCCGUAAGGUGGAAUUGAAGACCACAGAUCAAGGACAUUCAAAAAAGUACCUUAGACCAGUGACAGGACUUGUUUUGCUUCUGAGUAGAGAGUGAUGUUCAUCUGUUUAGUUAAUACAUAACUUGUUUGUGUAGUGACCUCCCAGAUGUCAGGCGGGGAGUGUGUUGCCAUUAAGGCAAAAUGUUAGGGACUUUUAAUUUGAUAUGAUGUAGACCUGGAGUUUGGGGUUAGAGGUUAUUUCCUGUACAGAAGUAAGGAAGCUGACAGAAUGUGAGCACAUGUAAUCCAUUUGUUGUUAGCACUAGAGGCAAUGUCUUUUCACUCUGUCAUGUAAGAUGAUGUUGAAGCCACAGUAAACAGCAAGAAAUCGCUCACUACGACUUGUCGUCAUUUUGCAUCAGAGUUAGCUGGUUGUAUAGCUACAGUUGCUACACUGCAGUGAGGACAACACACU